GAAGAAGUAGAAGAAGUAGAAGUCACGUUUGACAAUAGGCAGACACCCGGACACAUAUGUCGGCACUUUCCCCAAACACUAGAAACCAUGGCUGCCACCAUAGAGAGUUUACUGGAGGAAAUCUCCCAUGUUGAAGACCCAGUUGAAGAGCUGCAGAGUUUAAAAACAGCCCUGUUAUCGAUCCCGCUCAGCGCCGUGAGAGAUUCAGUGAGCGGACAGCGUUUGGAUGUUAUAUUCUCUCUCUUAAACUCCAAUGAAAGGGAGCAGGUUGAGCUGUGUGUGGACAUCCUUGAACGCAUCUUAAUGGCUCUCAGCCCUUUGCACUUGGCCCAGAACUACAGAGCAGAGCUGCAGGGAGGUCUGACCCAUCCUGAAGAAAUUGUUAAGAUACUGGCUUUGACGCAGAUUGGUCGAAUGGUAGAGCACACCGAAGCUGCCACAGAAAUACUCAACAACCAGGACGUUCUUCGAGGAGUGAUCCAAUGCAUCAGAGAAGAGAAGAUAGCUGUGGCCAAGCAGGCCAUCCAGUCCUUGUCCAAACUGAGUCACUCGAAACCUGGCUUAGACAAACUGUUCCACAGCGACCUGCUCAAAGUUAUUAAGGAUGUGAUGGCCACAAGUGACAUCAUCAGAUACAGAAUAUAUGAGCUGGUGGUGGAAAUCUCGUCUGUGUCUCCCAUCUCCUUUGGUUACUGUGCCAACAGCAGCUUCAUUUCUCAGCUGCUUGGAGAACUGACAGGAGAUGAUGUAUUAAUCAGGGCCACAGCCAUUGAGAUGGUGACAACUCUAGCCCACAGUCUGCAUGGCCGGCAGUACUUGGCCCAACAGGGUAUAAUGGACAAGAUCUCCAACAUGAUUAGAGGAGCAGAAACUGACCCAUUUUCCUCCUUCUAUCUUCCAGGUUUGGUGAAGUUCUUUGGUAACCUGGCCAUUAUGGACAGCCCCCAGCAGGUUUGUGAAACCUACCCGGUCUUUCAGAACAAGGUGUUUGAGAUGGCUAUGGACCCAGACCCUGUGAUGAUCGGAGUGGCCCUGGAUACUUUGGGCUUACUCGGAACUACCGUGGAAGGGAAGCAGGUCCUGCAGAAAACAGGAGAAAAAUUCAAGGCAGUAUUGUUAAGAAUGAGCCAGCUGGCCAGCUCCGGAGAUACAGAUCUCAGAGUGCGCAGCCUGGAGGCCAUAUCACAACUGCUCACUCUACAGCCAGAGCAGCAGACAGAAGACCUGUUGGCCCUGACUGAGUCCUGGUUCCGCCUUUUGUCUAACCAACCCAUAGACAUGAUUCAUAACAUCAGCACUCAGCCGUUCCCGGAGCUGCAUUGUGGGGCUCUGCGGAUAUUCACUGCCAUUGCCACACAGCCAUGGGGUCAGAAGUUAAUGAUCAGCAGUCCUGGUUUCAUGGAGUUCAUUUUGGAUCGUUCAGCGGGUCAGACCAAGGAGGCCAAAGAUGCCAAGUUUGAACUGGUGGGGUCACUUGUGAGUUCAUCAACAGCAGCAGUGAUACUGGGUAGCCAGCAUUACAUCCGUCUGAAGACCUACCUGAAAGAAGGACCUUAUUAUGUUUCAGCUGUGGCUGCAGUCGGCACAGAAGGAGCCGAAUGAUUCAAAGAAACUCACAUACAUUUACUUACAUUUUACAUGACUUACAUUUUACGGGUCUUUAGUUCAUGCUUAAGUGGUGGUUAAGGGACUGAAUAUUCUAACUAUGAGUUAACAUAUUAUACACUUCAAUAAUAGCAGCAAUAGUUAAUAACUUUAUCAUCUCAACCUCAGCCAGAAAUGUUCAUUCAUAACUGAUGGUUUAAGUAUUUUGAACCAAUUUAGAAACAAUUGAGAAAUUCAUUACUUACAUAAUUAUCCAUUACUUGCUUGAGCCCUCAGUUGCUCCUCUGUUAGGUUGUUUUUCUCAUAUAAAUAUAUUUGUCAGGCUUUUCGGAUAGGACAUUAAAAUAUUAAAUGUCAUCAUCAUCAUGUCAUUUUAUUUCAUGAGUAAAUCUAUUAUUGUUGUAAAAUAAAUGUUAUGUUUUUUAAUGAUAAGUUAAAGUUCGAAACAUAAAACUAUAUUUUUUUGUAAUUAGAAAUUUGCUACAAAUGUGAAAUAAAAAGAAAAGGUGACAAAAAUCUAAGCAAAGGGAUUUUAUUAGAAGAACAUCAAUAUUAGGAGCCCUCUUAAAAUGAUGUGACACAUAUACCACAAGGUGCAUCAUGGGUGCAUUCUGAAAGUCUAUGCACAAAAAAAAAGAAGAACUUGGUGCCAUCAUAGCGAAUGAAGAAUCACCAUUAAAAGAUAAAGGAUACAACUGACUGUUGUACUAAAUCUCCACAUUGUGUAACAAACAGCAUCCUCAUGAUAUGUUAACGCAUGUUUAGUUAUUGUAUCUUUACCACGUACUUAAGCAAUACUUAAAGAGCCACCAGUGUGUACAUUUUUACUUUCAGAUAGUUAACUUAUAGAGAAACAUUCACACCAUCUUGUGUCUUUCAUACCAAACAGGACUAGACCAAACAUACAAAGUAAGAGAAGACCCCAGUUCUUCAAAUUCAUAAGAUGUUGAUUUAAAUUUUUUGCGUCAAAAAUAUUUUUGUUUACUAAAAUGCUUUUUUAUUAAAGAUGAUGCAG
Molecule: messenger RNA, 2620 nt
Organism: Scomber scombrus (Atlantic mackerel)
Lineage: Eukaryota; Metazoa; Chordata; Actinopteri; Scombriformes; Scombridae
Gene: psmd5
Product: proteasome 26S subunit, non-ATPase 5
Exons: 10
Coding region: 88-1602 (504 amino acids)
Biological process (GO): proteasome assembly
Cellular component (GO): cytosol
Source: RefSeq, a predicted model, not a curated record